Molecule: messenger RNA, 1049 nt
Organism: Solanum pennellii
Lineage: Eukaryota; Viridiplantae; Streptophyta; Magnoliopsida; Solanales; Solanaceae
Product: RPA-interacting protein A
Exons: 6
Coding region: 13-789 (258 amino acids)
Biological process (GO): protein import into nucleus
Cellular component (GO): nucleus
Source: RefSeq, a predicted model, not a curated record
UAUUGUGAUUUCAUGAAUAGCAAUCUAAAAAUGUCAGGAAACGAAGAAGAGAGAGUCCAAAUUCGGGCUUCUCUUAAAGCUCAGAGUUGCUUCAAUAAUUAUCCGAAAUGGAAAGAAAAGCUGAGAGAAAAUUGUUACACAAGGGUCAGAGAAGAUCGAAGCCGCCUUCUUUGGAAAUUAAGGUUCGCCAACAAUCAGCCACAUCAGGAUCUCGUCAAGUCAUCUCUAGAGGACAUAGUUUCUGACGAAAUACAGAAAUUUAAGCACUCAUAUCAGAGUGAGACUUCUGAUAAUUCUAAAUUCUCCCUCGCACUGGAUGAUUCUAUAUGGGAAUAUGAUGGCCUUCAUGAAACUUAUCAAGGUGAUUGUGAGGAAAUGCUGCUCGAAAUGCAGAGGAUUUUCUAUGAAGAUCUCAGGAUGGAAGAAACAAAAGAGCAAGUUUCAAAUGAAACUUGGGAGGAUGAAGAAGAUGAGUAUUUGGCUCGUGCAGUCUACGAGCACAUGAACCUCAAUGAGAAGGCUGGCAAGGAGGUUUGGUGUCCCAUCUGCAAGCAAGGAGAGUUGAAAGAGGACUGUCAUCAUAUCUAUUGCUCUCCUUGUGGACUCAGGCUCAACAGAGAUGAUGAGGUCAAUCUUGAGGUGUUACGAAAUAGGUUGGAUGAAGCUCAUUCAGACCAUCUCGAUCAAGGAUGCAGGUUAAAACCAAAAUUCUGCGUUGAAACUAGAUUUGAUCUGACUGCUCUGUACAUAACCUGUCAGGGGUGCAGCAUGUUUGAGGUUGUAAUGUAGCCAUUUUUUCACUUCCUUUUUUGGUGUGCUUCCCUUGAUUGUAAUGUGGAGUUAUAGGUGAUACGUUUGCUAAAGUUGAUCAACCAAGUGGUGGGAACACUAUUUAUCUCGGUUUUGUGGUUAAUCCAACUGAUUCUAUACAAUCCUAUGUUCCCUCUUCUCUUAUCACACUAGUUCCAUUUUCUAACUCUAGAUCAAAGGACAAAAGUCUUUUCAUGGCACCACGAAUAAUAUUAUUAUAUUUUCUUCUUCAGCCUUCA